Messenger RNA from Petromyzon marinus (sea lamprey), 14441 nucleotides. The record is from RefSeq and is a predicted model, not a curated record. NCBI's taxonomy places the organism in Eukaryota, Metazoa, Chordata, Hyperoartia, Petromyzontiformes, Petromyzontidae.
CGGCACCCACUUUAAGGGCCACUUUAAAGUCCCCAACUCCUCCGUCGCCUGGCUUUCAAGCGACGCCGACCUUGGCUCCGCACCUCAGAUUCACCAUCAUUUAUGCCGGUGAAAACGCUGUGUGUCUGUUAUAUUUCAUUAUUGUUGCAUGUAUUUACGUUGAACUUCUUUCGCACCGUAUGUAGCCAACCGUGAUAAUCGGAGUAAUCAGAGUAAUAGUGCAUUAAUUUAUUAUAAAGUAUGUCUACCGAAGCGACGGAGCGAUUCAAUCAGCUUGUUUACAGGCGAUCAAUGGAUUGUUACAUCGCAGAAUCAGAAACCUUACAAUUAACAGUGGAUUGACCAUGGAUAAUUCUGAUGAUGAUGAUGAUUAUACCAUCAUUUAUACAAUUGUACGCGAAUGCAGGAAAGGGAUCCUAACUGUUGCAUUUAAAUGUUGCUAAGCAAGCGAGCGACUAUAGCAACGUAAUGAAUCGGGGAAAACUCAAAAUGUAUUUUUAAACACAUUUGAAAAAUUAUAAUAUUCACGUCUCAAUCCAGGCUAGAGAAUCACUACUCUGUGGAAUAUGAAUUAGUCCAUUAAGCAUUCCUUCAAUCCCUUGGCCAAUUCGCAUAGACCGUGCCUUUGUUCAUGCCUUGAUAUUGCUGUUCACGGUUAUAAACACGGUUGCAUUGGUAAUUGAAGGCAAUAAAUCUAGAGGUCGUUUUUGUUCAGUGUGGUUGGUGUGCGCUACACCGCACCGUGUUUGAAUUCACAGCGCUCGUCAGUGCAGAUUGGAGGAUUGGGUUGUGUGCUCAGGACCAGUUCAGGUAUCACUUGCUACCGAUGUUAGCCAUGGCUGGGAAUCAAACUGAGGUCAGCCGGUUCGUAGUACCGGCGCACUAAAACCCACUGCACUACUGCUAUAUCACAGUAAUACAGUACUGCAUAACAUAAUAAUAGAGUCGUAUUUACCAGUGUGGUGAAAUGUAGUCAAACCACCCCCAUGCACAGCAUGGGAGCCAUUCAUCCAGCAGUGGAUUGAUAACGGGCUCAAAUUUAGGGCGGGGCUUUUUGUAUUACCCAUGAAAGGUGACGAUGUACGUACGUAUGUUGAACUUCUUUCGCGCCGUACGUAGCCAACCUGCCCUCGUCGGAGGUGCGGUAAUGUGUGCGUUCACGCGCUAUUAAUAUAGCAUUCUUCGAAAAGUCUUCCCCACCCUUCGCACCUACGUAUUCGAAGUCGUGACACAAAAAAAGGAUUUUUUUUCUCUUCUCUAUGCACCAGUAAAUGCCAUGCCGAUGAACAGGUUUUUUUUUAUUAUUAUUAUACAGCACUCAAUGUAUUUUCUGCCGCUCCUUCUCAGAACUCAAUGUGCAAUGCUCACCAUUUAUUUUCGUUCUUCGCGAAUUGUAGCCGGGUAUAGCGCGAUUGGUCAAAGGUCUGGCUUUCAAGUAGAUUCCAUUCUGUUGAUGAUGAUGAUGACGACGAUGUUGGGAGACCAGGGGCUGGGUAUUGCAGUACUCAGCGAUUAAGUGUACGACAUCGAAUUUGUGAGUAAGCAUCUUUGCUUAACCUUAUUUGAGGAUGGGCUGUUUGAGCAGCUACUCCUUCUUAAAGAGCCACGUCCCUGUUGAACCAACAAAUCUAUAAAGACAAAUUGAAGGCUUUGGUUUCUAAAGGCACUGUUCUUGCUUCUGAUGGGGCAAGACUGUUGGUUUUGCUUUUGCAGUUCGUACUUAUUUUUCUUUCUUCUUUAUCUUAAAGGUAUCAUGGAAAAUAUAGUGGGUCUGUUUGGAGGAGGGUAGUGCUGUUGAAUGGUCCUAAGGGCUUCUGCGAUUAGUUGUUAUAAUCCCUGUAGUUGCAGCUAAUGUUAGAGCAUCUGUGAGCAUUUACGAUUACAGAAUUAUCAAGUUAUGUAUUCUCACUUAGGAGAAAUAAUAUUAUCUUUUCUGCCCAGACCUAUCCAUCUGCAUGCCGCUCCCUUUCAACCUCAUAAAAUAAGCCGCGUCUCUGAAAAUAAGCCAACCGAUUAGGGUCCACAUUUGGCACGUUCAUUGGCAAUUUUACUAUUGGCCGUAUAUAAAGUUCAUUGCAGGCAACGCUUGAGCAAUUUACUCUCCUUGUAUCACAGAGAUAAGACUACAAAUACUUCCUUGGUAUAAGAUACUCAGAAGACGACCGUCGCAAAAACAACGUAAGAGAAGAUCGUAUUGAAUCGACGCGAGAGGAAAUUUGCCCGCUGACUAAUUUCAACGGCACUCUGUCUAAUAUUAGCUCCUCCCAUUCAGAACUUUCGAGAGAAGAAUGUUGGGAACACGGUUCUAUUUUCUCCUGGCUUCUGUUUAGAUGUGCGCACGUCAAUGGGGCGUGUUUGACGCACGGCGGCUACCACCCCCUAUUGCUCACCCUGACCAUAGUCACCCCGUGUUACUGUUUUUUCCUCUAAUAACUAUGUAGCCCAGAUAGUCACGUGUAAGCCUCACCCGAUUUCGUUAACCAUCCAGUGACGGGAGAAAUACGUUGCAUUACCACCGCGUAAGUUGUUUUUUUUUUGCGGUCGCUUGUACCUCUUGUACCUCACGGUGUUCUGCGCUGCGUCUGGCGUCUCGCUGCGCGUUCCCGGGAGCCUCUCGCGGCACGUGGAGCGAAACGUCGGACAUCGUGCCGAACAACCACGCGGUCCAACUCGGGAGGAAGGAAAAAAAAGUCACAUCGGAGAGCUGGACCAUGCUCGAGCAUUGUUGCGCGGUUGCGUCGCUCCGUUAUUUAUUUUCUCGUGCUUUUAUUUGGAAGCACGGCAACAACAAAAAAUGAUGAAGAAAAAACCGGCUGGAAAAACCGAUGCCUUUUAUACGUGGGGUGGGGAUGUAAUUUUCCCAUAACCCGCUGGCUGCCACAACUCUGAGCACUCAAUCAUCGGGCGCUUAAAUUAGCGUCGCUGGGAGGGGUAGGGCGACAUUUUUUAAGCAGCAUGACCCAACCGGGUGGGACAGCUUAAAGCUGAACUCCGUGUCAAACGUCUCACAAUAAUUGAAGUCCUCAGCCAUCACCGCACGUGGGUAUAGCAACAUAAAAUUACAGUGCGUACGGUGCGCAUUAAACGGAGACCCAUCAGAACAUUCAACUGAGAGUAAAACAUAUAUGCACACACUAUUUAUCUACUUUUAAAUAUUAGGUUUUGGGACAUGCCGCCUGAACUUACCGAUAAACGAGGAAAGAGAGACAACCAAAGCCUUGACGUUCAAGGGACAAGCUCAAGUGUCAGCAUGAACUCAGACAGAACCUUCAGCAGUAAUGGAUUACCCCAAAAUGGUUCUCUCGGUGUAGGUGGGGAGGCGCCGGUCCGCACGCUUCCCCGAUCCGUGUCGGCUCUUACCAUUAACGUCAAGCGAGUGCAAAGCACACCUGAUAUUCCGCAAUGCACAGAGGGUGGCGCGGUCAAGGUGAUCAGUGGGAAGGGGUCAGUGACCCUGAGACCCUCUUCGUAUGGGGGUCAGCAGGGUCUCCGCAGCAAGACCGACAGCUGGGAAACUUGGACUGACUCGAACCUCACAAGCCCUGAUCACCAAUCAAGUGAAUCAGACCGCUGGGGGUCCGGCCCCGUGUCCCCUGCUCCAUUCGGAGCAGCCAACGGGGACGGGGGAAACUCCUCGCUGGUGGCCAAAGGCUUCCGCAGCGUGCGGCCCAACCUCACAGCCGCCGAGAAGAAACAGCAGCUUACGGGAUUGGGCAGUGUGAAAGUGACCGUCCAAUCGGAAAGUGCCCACCGCUCUCGGGACGCCGGCCAUUCGGAGCAGGCCUCAUCGCCCGUGCCGCCACUGGUGCCGGCCGGGCCGCGGGACUACGGGCCGCUCGGUGGCCCGCUCGGCCUCCCGCCGGCCCCCGUGAGAAAUGAGUCGCCGGCCUCGGCGCCCGAUCGCUUCCCCACGCUCGACGACUUUAUCCCGCCGCACCUGCAGAAAAAGCUGUCUCCCGCUGACGGUCACUCGCACUCGCUUCUCGAGCCCGAAUGGGAGGUGUCAUCGCGCACCGUGAGCGAGUCGUCCACGGCUGUGCUGGAUGACCUCCUCCCGCCACUCGCUUCCGAGGUCACGGACCACUCGGUCACCCCCUCACCAACUCUCACGGAGGAGCGCGCCCUCACGCCUGCCCACCAAAACGACGGGCAGGAGUAUUCCGACGGUGCCUUGAAAAGUAACUUUUCACCAACGCACAAGUACACGAGUUACCAGAGCUCUUCAUUCAGCACCACCUCGUCACAGCCGCAGAACACACAAGGCCGCCCAUCAGACCGGGUGAUGUACACGCCCACGGAGAAGCUGCCGGCAGGCGCCGUGUACCAGACGAAGACGUUCGAGGGCGGCACCGUGCACACCGACACGUUCUACCCAGCCGCCGGCACGUCCAGCGAGGAGAAGAAGGUGACGGUGCUCAAGGCUCCACACUACCCCGGCAUCGGGCCUGUGGACGAGACCGGCGUCCCCAUCGCCGUCCGUACCACGGUGGACAAGCCCAAGGACUGGUACAAGACCAUGUUCAAGCAGAUUCAUACGGUGCACAAAGCUGGAGAUGAUGACUUUGAGCACUACACGCCUACUUCUGCAGACUGGGAAAGCACCUCCUACGGGGGCCCGAGCAGCCCCAUUCAGAAGCACACGGCGGCGCCGGCGCAGACGUACAUGCCGCGGUCGCGCAGCUUGGCCGACGGCCUCGACGCGGACCCGCGGGCCCAGCAGAGCGGCGGAACGCCGCCCGCACGGCCCGCGCCUCCCGCGUCGCGCUCGUACUCCGACUCGGAAAGCUGGCGCAGCGGCGACGCCAAUAAAGACGCGGGCAGGGAGGCGGCGGCCGACGAGACGCGGUUCGGACGCACGCUGCCGUCGCCCACCAAGAACGCGUGGGCACCGCCCGACACCAAGGUGGACACGCGGCGAUACCGCGCCGAGCCGCGCAGCAUCUUCGAGUACGAACCGGGGAAAUCCUCCGUCCUGCAGCAGCAGAAGCAGACUCUGCUGAAGGCGUUCGAUCCGAUGCCGUACCCCGUGCCACCCGAGCCGAGGGAGCGCAUCUCGUCCGUGCGCGACCGAGGGCGGGAGCCUCACGGUGCCGACGACGCCGGAGAGAUAAGGCGAAUUAGUCCCGAAGAGAUAGACCUAGAGAAUGAACCGUGGUAUAAGUUCUUCUCCGAACUGGAGUUUGGUCGUCCGCCUCCUAAAAAGACUUGGGACUUUGGAUCGGGAGACACUCUCACCCUUUCUGUGGAGGAUAGAAAGAAUGCGAUCUACAAAUCCUUCUCGGAGAAAGCUCAAGAAAGACCUCACAGCUCGCUGGGCUCGAGACAGUGGCCGUGCGAGGACUCAGGAGGCCGCCCUUCCUCCAGUGCCUCCUCCACGCUCUCCCCACCGUUGCCCAGAGGUGGGGGUAUUCAAAGACUGGCUUACACGUUAAAUUACAUCAGCGUGCUCACCGACUCGCAGAGUCCCUCUGGCUGUGCGAGCGGCCGUCAAGCUAAGUUUUUGUCCGCGGCCAAAAGCGGCAUCACCGACAUUCUGCCGUCCAAGUUCAAACCCAACAUCGGCAAGCAGGGCCGGCCGCUCCUCCUCCGCGACCCGUCUCGCGGUCCGUCGGGCGCGCGCGCCCCCAGCAGACACAAGUCCCAGAGCUGCGAGGACAUCGCCAACGGGCACGCGGCCGGCGGCGGCGGCGGCCUGGCGCGACGCCCCUGCACGAAAUCCGAGAGCGCCGAAUGCGUGAGCGCGUCCGCGUCCCACAGCGACGGUGACGACGCCUCCGCCGCCGAGCACAUGUCCUCGCAGUUCCUCAAGCUGUACAAGUCCAUGCACACCAUCAGCCACCAAGACGUGAGGGCCUCCAAGCCCGUGUGCUGCGUGCGCUCCAUGGUGUCGUGGUACGAGCAGAACCAGGAUGCCGCGACCGCGAGCAACCCGGGCAGCCGGAGCGAGACUCCGAGGGCCGGCACGCCGGAGGACGGGGCCUCGCGGGCGGCCGCGGCCGCCGAGCUGGGGGAGGCCGAGAGCCUCUCUCAGCGCUGCCAGUCCCUGCCCGACCUCGGCACUGGACAGGAACGUGCGGCCCAAACCCCCCUUGUCACCACGCUCUGCAAGAAGGCCUUCUUCCCACAGAAGCAGCUAGGAUACUCCUUCUCGGUGGAAUCGCUGGUUGCAAAUAGUGGCGGUCAGGAAGUUUCCUCUGGCCAGAGGUCAAAGCAGAUCAAAGAAGCCCAGAAAACGUUGGCGACGGCCCUGCCGGUACUGAAGGAGAGGAGUGAAGCGUCGCUCAUACGCGAUCAGAUCAGAAGCAAGUGGCUGAAUAGGGACCUCUCAGAGAUUUCCACGAAACUGAACCAGCACAUCCAGGAGAAGCUUGCGAAGCGCAAUGGUAAUUACGUGGGCAGUCCUUCGGGCAAGGCUGAGGAUUCCAUGCAAAAAGUCGACCGCUUGGGCAGCUUGAAGGAAAGUAGCAUCGACACCACUCAGUACUCACCCGCUGUCAAACCUGAAAAUCCCAAAGCUCGCGAUGAACCGAACCACGCUGAGCAGAGUCGGGCACCUCAACCGAACCCUGGUAAGGCUUCCAUGGCAGGCAUCCGGGCAGACGGUGCCGCUAAUGGAUCUUCCGUUGGAUCGGAUAAGAAUGUCAAAACGCAACGCAGCAAGCUCCUCGUCAGCCACUGCAAGGGGCCUUGCCCUGCCUACUUCACGAGGUUCACCACUUGGCUUCAGCACGAGAAGAAUCGCCCCAAGGGCCCGGCUCAGGAAAGGCGCACAAGCCAAGGCAAGAAGCCGGAGCCGAUGAGAGCGGCAUAUUUGGUGGGGCCCCUCCCCUUCAAGUCGAAGAGCGGCAGCAGCGGCAGCGGCAGCAGCAGCAGCGCGAAGGAGCGGCAGGCCACGGGCUCAUCUGCAUCGCCAGUGCCAGCUUCCAACGGAAUGCAGAAUCACGGGCAAGAGGACCACGUGGAAACGGGGAUGAUCGAUCGCCUGCUGUCAGAGUUCGUGCCUCGGGCCCCCGCGCGGACGUCCUCCAUCGUCGCAAUCCGAGAGCGAUACCGCGCCCCGCUACUCAUCCUGGAGGACGCGGCAGAGCUGAUGACGUCUUCCGAUGAUUUCUCACCGAACGACAACGAGCUGCCCUACGGUUACAGCGAUUCUAAUAACAAUCUGCGCUCUUGUCUCCUCCAGAGCAGAAACUCUGAUCUCGCUCGGCCACACUCGGCCCAGAGCUUCAGCUACGGCACCAGCAGCAGCAACGCCUUCCUUGACCGCCGGGGCACGCCGGAAGAUCUGAUGCGUCGGCACAGCAGGGAGAUGCGACAGCCAGCGAGAGCAAAGUAUGACUUCAAAGCUCAAACACAAAGGGAGCUCUCAUUCCAGAAGGGAGACAUCGUGUAUGUGACUCGCAAGAUCGACAAGAACUGGAUUGAGGGGGAGCGCCACGGAAGAGUGGGCAUCUGCCCGGCGUCAUAUCUGGAAAUGCUGCCACCCACCGAGAAGCCACAGCCCAUGAGACAGCCGCCGAUCCAGGUGCUGGAGUACGGUGAGGCGGUCGCUCGCUACAACUUCAAUGCCGACACAAACCUGGAGAUGUCCUUCCGCAAGGGGGAGUGCAUCACUCUGAUCCGCCGCGUCGACGAGAACUGGUACGAGGGUCGCGUGCCCGGCACCAAUCGCCAGGGCAUCUUCCCGGUCUCCUACAUCGACGUGGUCAAGCGGCCACGCGUCAAGAACGGCGUGGAGUACCCAGACCCUCCACCGCCAGCGCAGCGAGCGCAGUCGGAGAGCAUGGUGACGGGGAAACCGCCGCUGAGCCCCGUGGCGUCGCGCCGAUCCACUGACUCGCCGGUCCGCGGACGCGCCGGCUCCCCCGGACGGCAGCAAGGACCCGGAUCACAGACAAUCCACGACAGCUUUUACACUGCUGCCGAACCGUUCCAAGCCAUGUACAACUACCGGCCGCAGAACAAGGAUGAGAUUGAGCUGACGGAGGGCGAUAUUGUGGACGUCAUUGAGAAGUGUGAUGACGGGUGGUAUGUAGGUACAUCCAGAAGGACCAAACUCUUUGGCACCUUCCCAGGAAACUACAUGAAGCCCACACCAUGUUAAUCCCAGGGCACUAGGCUUUUAAACACCAACGUGCAACCACAUUUGUAUCUUUUUUUUUCUAACAAAAAAACCCCUUCAAACAGACACAUUCGUAAAAGAAAUUAUUAUUAUUAUUGCAGUUGUAUUUUCAGAUAGGGUUAUCAGUUGUAAUUAUCAUUGUAAUUAAGGUCGCCGUAAUCGUAAGCCUCGCCGUAAUCUUCAUUACAGUACUUCAUUACUCUGCCACCGUCUUGAGUCUGCAAUUUUCAGAGCAGUGUCUCAUCUGCCACAACAACAGCCACCAGAUAAGAAAAGUGACUCAUUCUAAAACAUAGCACGAGUUGCCUUAAUUUAUAUUUACUGUCCACAGAUGUCAUGUGUCUAUUGUGACUGCUAGAAUCACUCCAAACAUUUGUCCCUUUGUGGGAAUAUACAAAAAAGUAUCCACAGAAAGAAAUUAGUUAAUGAGCUGUAAUUAGGGAAAUGUUCUUUAAAAACGUAUAUUUAUUAGUAUUUGUUUAAUUGCUCCUAUUGUACAAAAUACCCAUUUGAGAAACUGGCGCCCAAUGCAUGAAGCGGUUUUUCAUCACAAUUCUGCCCCACUUUGGUGACAUGAUGGGCCGUCUUCCAGAAGGUUGGCCCCCAUUCAGGGCUAGGCCGUUGGAAUUUCGCAGUCGAUGAGAGGCCCCCUCCAAGACCGGGCAAACCGAAUUCCGGCCUUCCUCAUUCUCCACUGGUGGAAUGGCUCAACUCAAAAGAGACAAAAGUAAAAAUUUUUAUAUAUAUAUUGCUCUUUAGUAUUACUUUUAUAUGUGUGCGUGGGCAUAUGUUCAUAAUCAUCAGGCAUUGAGUAACACGACUUUGUGUCAAUUUAGUAGUGGUUGCCCAAUUGGAAGGGAAAGUUGUGAUGGGCUGGGCAUGUGUGCAGGAUGGAGGAGGGCAGGUUGCCAAGACAGACAUUUGAGUGGGCACUCAGAAGUGGGCAACCAGGGUGGCAUUGAGACUCUCAGAAUAGUCCUCCGAGGACUGGUGAAGUUUGUGCAACAGUUAAAGGAACAGACAGGAAGAAGGAUGCAAAUUAUGAGAUGUGAUGUAAGCUGUGGUUGAUCUCUUGACCCAUACAAAAGACAAACACACAAUUGUGGCAGAGCAAUCAUUAGCACGGUUGGCUACGUGCGGUGUGAAAGAAGUUCAACAUACAUAGAAUUGUGUGCGUGCUGUAUAUGCAUGCGACAAGACUGCAGCUGCACUCUGGUCCUGUGGCUUUCCUAAUCUCUCUUUUACAGAGUGGGGUUAGCACCGUGAAAACAUGGCCAUAGCUUCGAGAACGAAUCCACUGCUGUGGAAUGGCUCUGCGGCAGGAGAAGUUAUUUACUCACACACGCAAACGUGCGUGUGUGUGUCUGAUUGGAUCCUCAUUGUUUGGCUCCAUCAAAGGCAAAAUGUCUUUGCCCCUCGCCUAGCUUAAGAUUGGAUGUAAGGUUUCAUGUGGGAUGGCAACGGACGUAUUCCUCCUGGCAAAUUGGUGACACAUUUUUUACAUGACUGGGGCAGAAUUGGUUUCCUGGAAUUUACCAUUGGUGGGAUUGCCUUAAAUGUCACAAUUGAAUUGUUCAUGAAUUGGGCUUCAUGUGUUCUAUUAUAUAUAAAAGAACAAUACAACAUUCAAAUUAAAAUCCCAAAGGACUUUUAAAGGAUCACAUUGUAAUUUUGAAUGCCUGAAUUAUUACCCUUUGGGUGUUCAGAAUAUUUUGUAAGCUCAUUAACUACAUUAAACAUUAUUAGAAAAGAUAAUUUACUAAAUAAAAUCAAAACGAUACCAACAGUUUACGUUGGUGUUAUUUACUGCUCAAAUGAAAGAUGUGUUUGUUGGAGACAGUAAAUGGAAAGUGAAAUAUGUACAAGCACAUCAGGGAUAGGGAAGAUAGAAAAGAAAAGUGGAAGGUGGUGAGAUGUUGAAUGUAAUAAAUUAUUGGAAUGAGGCUUAUUGUGUAAUUUUAUUAAUUAACAAUAUUAUAUGAGUGGCUGCAACUCUGAUCUAUCCACACCAGCUGGUUAAUGUUAACGUGGAACGUCCAUUGGUUACGUUUCUCAUGAUACUGGUAAAUAUUGUCGAUUGAAAUUCUGUCCAUGUACCAUAGUCCAUUCACCAUCAUGCAAUUCAAAUUUGUAAACCACCAGACCUCAGCUUUGAGACAUUUAUUUUUGUACAAAUUGUAGUCAUUUAGAGCUGCGAUGCUGCAUUGGGAAUUCCUUGUAAAUGUAUCAUAUUUUGUAGCCUAUGGUAAUAAAAUGCAUUACACAUUAAUAAAAGCAUUUAAUAUAUAAGUAAUUUUACACGUAAGUAAUACUGUAUGAAAUAUGUUUGAUCGUGUUUAGUGCUUGAAUUAACGUUGCGAAGUUGUGACAAGCAUAUUUUUUUAAACGAAACUCAUCUACCAUCUUUUAUUUUGUGAGCAUUUAAUCACACCGUUGAAAUUAAUACUCGGCGCUAUGUUAAAUUGUUAAAUGUCCAUCAUUUUGCAGUUAUUCGAUCGGCAAGUCGCACGUGGUGGGGUAAAAGUGUGGGUACUCCCACCUCUCCCAAGACGUCUGGCCGGCGUGGAAGAGUAGGCCAAUCACACUCUAGAGGGGGCUCUGUAGAGCUCCGUCUACUAGAGGCUCUAUCUGCCAGCAGCGACGUAAGAAAUUGCAGGGAUGCGCCUUUACCUUCACCAUCAUUUUGCAGUGUUUGUGAUUCCUGUGUGUCAUACUGCAGUUUAAAGUACACAACUCUUUGUACAGUAUUACCAUCCGCCUUCCUUUCCUGAGGACCACCCUACCCGUUAUUUAGCAAAGGUGUGCGUGCCUUGUAGUCAGCAGAAAGGAAUGUCACAAACAAGUUGCGGACUCUCACGUGUGACCCUCCACACGCGUGUGCUCGAAUGCCCUUCCUGAAUUCGUCAAGCAUGUUACGUCGUGUUUUAUGUGGGUCAUUACAACACAGGUUGGCUAUACCUAUGUAUCUAAUUUGUAUAACUGCGCCUUUUGAUUUACCUUUAAGUCUCUUACUGAAUAAAGACUUUGCUUAUUUGCAGCACAUUUGGGAGAGAAACACAUCACUGACUGUAUUCACUACUCGGAAGGGUUUUAAGUUAAAUGAAAUAUGGGGUUAUAUAUGCAUGAAAAGCAAGGUGGAUUUUUCACUAUUUACACAUGUAUAGUAAUUGUCUAUUGAAAGAAAAAUCUAUGUCUUUUUUAUUUUGUUACAUUGUUUUAUGGCCUCUAAGAAGAUGGAUCAGAGGCUAGCUACUACACAGAUAUAUGGAAAGAAAAGAUGUAGUCUGGACAUUGCCAUAAAAUUCAAGAAUGGAUGGAAACAAUUCAAGGACGUAUUGCUUUUCAAACAAGACUCUAAAGUAGAACUGGGAAGGACACGUGGCGUGAAGGACAAACAGCAGAUGGACAACGAGAGCUACUUAGCUGGCAACCAAGAGAACAAUUAGAAAUGAUGAGGCCCAGACAUUUGCAAGCUUGAAGUGGCCACAAGUUGCAAAAGAUGGAGUGGAGUCAUUUGAGAGAAUCCUGCAGCAGAUUGAGAAUAGCCGGUGACUUCGUCUAACACGUGUUUAACAAGCACGCCGAUUCACUUUCACUUCGGUGACCUAAUAAGAAAAAUGUGUAACUAGUAUUGCAAAAAAACACUGCACCCCUUGAUGGUAUGUUAUUAUAUAUGCUGUCGCGUAGAAUAGUUUCGGGUGAGCUGAUUUGAACAUUUAAAAUACAGCAAUCGUUGAACUAGAGUUGGGUAAUAACUUGCUUUUGAAACUUCACUUGCAUAUGAUAUAUGUGGUAUCUGAAUGUAGCAGUGGAUUGCAUAGAAGCACACGACUGCAAAAAUUACAUGUGACUUUAGUACAAUAUAGCCUAUUUUAUGUUUUGGUAUAGAACACAUUGCAUUUGUAUUUCUUCUAGCGAGUAAUGUUUCUGUUUUGGCUUGCAAAAUUAUAUACUAUCAGCAUACACUAAAUGUGCUUUAUAGUACUAAAGACUUUGUCUGCCCAACAUUAUUUUGCUUUGUGAAUGUUAAAUGCUAAUUUUUAAAUGAAACUAUAUUGUGUAAUCUUGCUGUAGCAAUUCAUACCUAGGCCCAUCCCUCCAAUCAACAAAGUCCCCAUUUACAAAACCUUUUGCCAAUGUAUUGACAAACACUUGGCAAAUAUGAAGUUUCUUUUUGUACAUUUGUGUAAUGAAUAAAUUUGUACAGCAUGAGGUUUUUUUUUCGUGUAUAGAAUUUCAAGAUUAAUAUAUAGUUGUGACAUCUUUCAGUGACCUUGGCUUAAGACUUUUUUUUUCUUUGGCAUACAAAGUGGCCUUACAUGGGAAUAGUUUGUCAGAGAGGGCGUUUUUUAUGUUUGUGCUCUGAAGGAAAUGGAAUGCCCAAGGCUCUCUGGUAUGAAAACUAAAAAAAAACACUGUAUUAUCUUCAUGUGUGUGAUAUGUUUAAAUUCCACAAAAUAACAGUUUUUAAAAAGCAAGUGUAGACUAUUACUAAUCUGUAAACAUGAGACUUAUUUAACGCGUAGGCUUUCGCGAACAAUAUCCAAAAUCGAGGGUUUUUUUAAAUUAGAUUGCGUAAAUAAUAAUGUACUCGAUUUGUAAAUGUUGCGGGUUUAUUCUCCAACACACCGAUGUGCUGAACUAGUAACGAAUUGGCUUGUUUUGUUUACGUGACAAAACCUUACUAUUUGGCUGCGUCUGGAGGUGGCGGGUUUAACGACACAUUGAUUUUUACGCAAUCUAACCCCCAAAAAACCUCUGAUGGAUGAGACCUGUUAGUUUUUUCAUCUCCACAUCUGUGCACUUGUAUCAAACAUGCUAUUGCACAAGAACUUAGCUAGGUAUCAAAAAGGCCUGCACACAUAACACUUUGCAUGCUCAGUAGAAGCUGGAAAUACUGUAAGCACACCUUGGCUAAGCACAGUUCUGGUAUAAGCAACACAUGCAACACACUAGUGGGGAGGAAAGUUAAGGGCAGCUUCUCAUACAAACAAACUACUUUGGAUAUAAGCCCACAUGGCCUUGCUCUCAAAGGAAGUGCUUAUAUCCAGCUUCUACUCUAUGUUGUGAAUUGGCCUUUCGUCCCUUGCAUAGUGUGGAUGAGUAAAACGUUGACAUUUAUGAUACUUUCACCUACUUAAUUUCAUGCUUAUAAAGGAGGCUGGGUAAAUAACCCUCUUGUUUCACCAAUGCUCUAUGCUCAUGAAAAUAACACAGGUUUUUGUAACUCCAGAAAGCAUCUAGUUGAAUGUAAAAAAGAAAUGCCAUGAUUUUCCCAACCACCGCACUUGAUUCUUGAGUCUUUCCUAGGAGUGGUCAGGAUGAUAAAUAUGCCAAUGGAUGAUUGAUAGUGUACCUGGUGAAACUAUUUUAGUUCCAUUAUAUAUAGGCUUUGUUUGAACGGAUACCCUUUCUAGUAUACUAUGUGGAGUUUGUGUACAGCGGCAUCACAGGACACCGGGUUUCAGUGGAAUUAGAGAUGAUUUUCUUCAAAGUUGAGUGUUUCUAACAUUACUGUGAGCGCUGGAGCGAUAUACAAGAUAUUGAUGUGCCCUCCAUUCAGAUUGACAUUCUGGAUAAGGAAAUAUGGGAAUGCCAUGAUGGAAAAAUCCACAGUUUUGAGUAUUGUGACACCCAUACUAGGUAUACACACAUACAAUUCUUUAACCGUCUUUGAUAUAAAAACUGUAAUUACUGUAUAAUCAAGUUUUAAUUAUAUCCAUCUAUUUUAUUCACGUAUGCAUUAUUUUGAGAUUUGACGUGAAACGUUUUAGAAUACAUAAAACCAUUAUUUAACUGUUGUUAAACAAAGUAAACACGUUUCCAUAAACUAUACUAUACAUAUAUCAAAGCACAAAUCACAGUGAUUUAUUGUUUUUGAUUUAUUCUAGCAGUACAGCAUCACCAACAUAUGCCGAGCUUUGAGUUGCAUAACGACUUUAUUCAUGACUUUUGUUAGAGCAGCUGAGUUCUCAGAUUGGAAAUGUUACGGUUUGAAAUCAUGUAAAUAUACUAUAGAUAUUAAUGAGUGUGUGCUUUUCCAUAUCUGAAAUAUGAUUUGAUUCAUACUGCUUAUAUUAUUUCCGUCUCAGAACAGUUGUCAUGUUCACCCCUGUAUAAAAUGUUCCAUGGCAUGGCCAAAGAGAUUGGGAAUACAGAAUUUGGAACGUUCCAUUUUGUGCAGGGGUGACCAUGCAAAAGGAUUUCCAUGGAAACGGGACUGUGCUGGCCUGCAGGAUGUGUGCAGCUGCAUACUACAGUUUGUGUAUUGGUGUUGCUGCACAGAAAAUCCCAUAAUAAAGCUGCUUUUUCUGGAAAA